UUUGAGAGUUUGUGGAACUAUGGUGAAGCACUGCUGAACACACCAUAUAGACUAGUGGAUCGGGUUAUGGGUCGAUCGAUGGAUGAAGCAGAGUUAGUGGAAGUGAAGAAGAGAAGUCAACACGAGAUGAAGAAAACGUUGACAUGGUGGGACCUAAUCUGGUUCGGAAUGGGGAGUGUCAUAGGUUCGGGCAUCUUUGUCCUCACAGGACUCGAAGUUAAGAAUGAUGUGGGACCCGCUGUUGUUUUGUCUUACGUUAUCUCUGGGACCUCUGCCAUGCUCUCUGUCUUUUGCUACACUGAGUUUGCUGUGGAAAUUCCCGUGGCUGGUGGUUCCUUUGCUUACCUCAGAGUGGAGCUUGGUGAUUUUGUAGCCUACAUAGCUGCAGGUAACAUUCUUCUUGAGUAUGUGAUUGGUGGUGCUGCAGUGGCACGUUCAUGGACAUCCUAUUUUGCUACCCUUUGCAACCAAGAUUCAGAUAAGUUUCUCAUCCAAGUCAAUGGCCUUGAAAAUAACUACAACCAGCUUGAUCCCAUUGCUGUUGUUGUUCUCAUUAUCAUUGGUAUUUUUGCUGUUUUCAGCACAAAGGGUUCCUCACGUUUAAACUACAUUGCCUCAAUAGUUCAUGUAAUUGUGUUACUAUUCAUCGUAGUUGCUGGUCUAACCAAAGCUGAAGCCAAAAAUUACUCUGAUUUUGUACCCUUUGGUGCUCGAGGGAUCUUCCAAGCUGCUGCAGUGUUGUUCUUUGCUUAUGUUGGGUUUGAUGCGGUUUCAACAAUGGCUGAAGAGACAAAGAACCCUGGAAGAGACAUACCUAUUGGUCUUAUAGGUUCAAUGACAUGUACCACACUUCUAUAUUGCAUGUUGGCAGUGACACUUUGUUUAAUGCAAAAGUACACAAUGGUUGAUGAGAAUGCUGCUUUUUCUGUUGCAUUUGAAGCUGUUGGAAUGAGUUGGGCUAAGUACAUUGUUGCAUUAGGGGCUUUGAAAGGAAUGACUAGUGUUCUCCUUGUUGGGGCAGUGGGUCAAGCAAGGUAUCUCACACACAUUGCUAGAACUCACUUGUUGCCUUCGUGGCUUGCAAAAGUGAAUCAAACAACAGGGACACCAAUUUAUGCUACAAUUGUUAUGCUUGGUGCCACUGCUAUAGUUGCAUUUUUCACAAGCCUUAAUAUUUUGGCUAACCUCCUUUCAAUUUCCACUUUGUUCUUGUUUUCUCUUGUGGCAUUGGCCUUGUUGGUUCGCCGAUAUUGUGUUAGAGGGGUUACUACACGUUUUAACAUAGUCAAAUUCAUUGUGUGCAUUGUGCUCAUUUUGGGCUCUUCAGUGGCCUCUGCUGUUUAUUGGGCCCAAAGUACAAAAUGGGUUGGCUAUACUAUAAUGUUACCUAUUUGGUUUGUGGGAACAAUGGGGAUUUGGCUUUUGGUUCCACUUGCAAAGAAGCCUAAGGUUUGGGGUGUGCCACUCGUGCCAUUUUUGCCAUCAGCAUCGAUUGGCAUCAAUAUUUUCCUUCUUGGGUCAUUGGAUAAGGCUUCAUUUAAAAGAUUUGGAGUGUGGACUGCAAUUUUGUUGGUAUAUUACCUAUUUGUAGGAUUACAUGCAUCUUAUGACAUAGUAGAGGCACAGAAGGAGGAGAAGAAACUAAAGACCGAGGCUCAGCUAAAGUUGGAUGAAGAAAAUGGUGAUCCACCGGUGACAGGGUCAGCUACAAAAAAUUAA
Messenger RNA from Abrus precatorius (Indian licorice), 1719 nucleotides. RefSeq names its product cationic amino acid transporter 1-like. Lineage: Eukaryota; Viridiplantae; Streptophyta; Magnoliopsida; Fabales; Fabaceae. Gene Ontology annotation, cellular component: plasma membrane. The transcript has 2 exons. Gene Ontology annotation, biological process: amino acid transport; transmembrane transport. Gene Ontology annotation, molecular function: L-glutamate transmembrane transporter activity; L-lysine transmembrane transporter activity. The record is from RefSeq and is a predicted model, not a curated record. Bases 67 to 1719 code for a protein of 550 amino acids.